Messenger RNA from Betta splendens (Siamese fighting fish), 4722 nucleotides. RefSeq names its product kelch-like family member 17 (gene klhl17). The coding region runs from base 754 to 2529 and encodes 591 amino acids. The record is from RefSeq and is a predicted model, not a curated record. The transcript is spliced from 12 exons. Lineage: Eukaryota; Metazoa; Chordata; Actinopteri; Anabantiformes; Osphronemidae. Gene Ontology annotation, molecular function: protein binding.
GCUAAUCUUGUUAAGCCAUAUGUACAACAGCGUUACACAAUCAUAAGUUUAAUACAUGAAUGACACAUGUAUUUUCAUUAUGUAUUUGACACCGCCAAACAAAAACGUAAUGUGUAUUGUAUAAUAUCGAGUUUAUGAUUUUGUUUGUAGUUUGAUUUACUACACAUGCUAAACGGGGGUGGGCGGUUCAAUUGCGAUGAACCUAACAUUUAAAAAGCCCCGCCUGUCUGGCUAGUUACACAUGACUUUAUCGAACACACUUCCGGAUGUUGAGCCGACAGAAGGUAAAGCAUAAGGUCGCGUGAGUCCAGUCGUACGAUAAAGACAAAUCUAUUCAUUCAAUAAAACUGGUGACAAUUUUCUUGUAACACAUGAUUUUGUGUAUUUUUUACAAGUGCUUCUUUCUUCGUUAGUCAUUAUAAUCAAACAUCUUUUAGCAGAAUUGCGCGUUUCAUCUCCGACACGAUCAGCUCCACCUUAAGAAAGCGAUGUCAGCUUUCUUGCAGUUUUUUUGCAUUGACGUCAACCGCAUACGGCACAAAACAGAGGCUUUCUUCAUCUCUGCUGUGCUGGAGUGAGAAUAUGGACCGAUAGCCUGACACUGGUUUUAGAUCUGAAGCCAAUCUGACCGCGACAGCUGCUGUUCUAUCCCCGGUCACCUCGAGGAAGACACGUCGUAGGAAACCCGCAACGCAGCCACCGUUGCCCAGAGUGCGGCCUAGGCAGGAGCCAGCGACCGCUACGUCCGGCACCAUGAUGGAGGGGGGCAUGCAGCUGCUCAACCGCGACGGCCACAGCAUCUCGCACAACUCGAAGCGACACUACCACGACUCGUUCGUGUCCAUGAACCGGAUGCGACAGCGCGGCCUGCUGUGUGACAUCGUGCUCCACGUCUCCAACAAAGAAAUCAAGGCGCACAAAGUGGUGCUGGCGUCCUGCAGCCCGUACUUCCACGCCAUGUUCACCAAUGAGAUGUCAGAAAGUCGCCAGACCCACGUGACCCUUCAUGAUAUCGACCCUCAAGCUUUGGACCAGCUGGUCCAGUACGCCUACACCGCUGAGAUUGUGGUCGGGGAGGGCAACGUGCAGACGCUGCUCCCAGCUGCAAGCCUGCUGCAGCUCAACGGGGUGCGAGACGCCUGCUGCAAGUUUCUCCUCAGUCAGCUGGACCCGUCCAACUGCCUGGGCAUCCGAGGCUUCGCCGACACGCACUCGUGCAGCGACCUGCUCAAGUCGGCACACAAGUACGUCCUGCAGCACUUCGUGGAGGUGUCCAAGACAGAGGAGUUCAUGCUGCUGCCCCUGAAACAGGUCCUGGAUCUGAUCUCCAGCGAUAACCUCAACGUGCCAUCUGAGGAGGAGGUGUACCGCGCGGUGCUGAGCUGGGUGAAGCACGACAUAGACGGACGCAGGCAACACGUCCCCUGGCUGAUGAAGUGCGUGCGACUGCCGCUGCUGAGGCGCGACUUCCUGAUGAGCAACGUGGACACGGAGCUGCUGGUGCGUCAUCACUCGGAGUGCAAGGACCUGCUGAUCGAGGCCCUCAAGUACCACCUGAUGCCGGAGCAGAGGGGCGUCCUGAGCAACAGCCGGACGCGCCCGCGGCGCUGUGAAGGGGCGAGCCCAGUGCUCUUCGCCGUAGGCGGAGGCAGUCUGUUCGCCAUCCAUGGAGACUGUGAGGCCUACGACACCAGGACGGACCGCUGGCACAUGGUGGCGUCCAUGUCCACCCGGCGGGCACGGGUGGGCGUGGCCGCCAUAGGCAACAGGCUCUACGCCGUCGGAGGGUACGAUGGCACCUCAGACCUUGCGACGGUGGAGUCCUACGACCCCAUCACUAACUCCUGGCAGCCUGAGGUUUCCAUGGGAACACGGCGAAGCUGCUUGGGUGUGGCGGUCCUGCAUGGCCUACUGUAUGCAGCCGGAGGUUACGACGGAGCUUCCUGCCUUAACAGUGCGGAGCGGUACGACCCCCUCACCAGUACCUGGACCUCGAUCGCUGCUAUGAGCACGCGCAGGAGAUACGUCAGGGUAGCAACUCUAGAUGGUAGCUUGUAUGCAGUGGGAGGUUACGACAGCUCCUCGCAUCUCGCAACAGUGGAAAAAUAUGACCCACAGAGCAACACUUGGACGGCCAUCGCCAACAUGCUGAGUCGGCGCAGCAGCGCCGGGGUGGCCGUGCUGGACGGCCUGCUGUACGUCGCAGGAGGCAACGACGGCACCAGCUGCUUGAAUUCAGUGGAACGGUUCAACCCAAAGACGAACACGUGGGAGGGAGUGGCCCCCAUGAACAUACGCAGGAGCACUCAUGACCUGGUGGCUAUGGACGGAUGGCUGUAUGCAGUGGGAGGCAACGACGGCAGCUCCAGCCUCAACUCCAUCGAGAAGUACAACCCACGGAGCAACAAGUGGGUGGCGGCGUCGUGCAUGUUCACGCGGCGCAGCAGCGUCGGCGUGGCCGUGCUGGAGCUGCUCAACUUCCCGCCACCCUCCUCGCCCACGCUCUCCGUCUCCUCCACCAGCCUUUGACACGGGGUCACCGCCUGGCUGACACCAGCUCCCGCUGCUACGGCCCAGACUGGCUCUGGGAAGAGACGCAACUGCUCGGUGUGAGGAGCGGAGCGGAGAGGUAAAAGCCCGAGGAGGAGGAACAGCGCGACUGGGUUGAUUCAUUUACAGUUCCGUCGAGAAUUAAUGGCACCUUUGGACCAGUAGGGACUUCACAAACCUUUAAUUUUAAAGUGCAGGUUCAAUAUGCAGCAGCCUGAGUCCGAAAUGUUCCACAAUCAACCAAUUAUCAUGAAAGAUCAAUUAAAAGACUGCAUCUUUGCUUAAAGCACUACUAAUAUUUAUUUAUCUUCUGCCUCAUCGUCUCUGGACCAAGUCUGCCAUUAAUUCUGCGCUAUUCUGAUCUGAAUGCCUGAAAUGCCACUGUACAGCUCCCACUCCCAAGAAGACCACAAACACAUUUCCUGGAACAAAUCUAUGUGAACGCCGACCAGCCCUUUUCCCCCCGUGCUCCAGAUCAUAAGGUGUGGUGGACACUUAAUUCUGCCAUGUGUGACGUAAAUGUAUUCGCUUGUUGUCUGUCAGCAAGAUGUUUAUUUUGAUGCCAGGCUUUUAUUGCAAUAAUGUAUAAAAAAAAGAAAGAAUGAGUUUACUUUAGGAAUGUAGCUUUGACUGGUUAAACCAUGCAUGUUUACAUAUCCGCACCGACUCCCAAGCGGAGGAUAAAAUGCUGUAGUGCUGCUGUGUCACACUAGGUGGCAUUAACUGGCAACGUUACAAACCUUUCCUCCCUCAGAGAGAGCAUGGACACAGAACAUAGAGACGCUGGGCCCUCAGAACUGUAAAUGGGUUUGGACCCUUGUUUUAUAAAAACUCAAUGAUCUUAAAUACAUGUAUUUAUAAAAUCUAAUAUAUUCUGUUAAGAGAAGGAAGAAGAGCAGACCCUAUUUAAGAGUAUUUUUAAUAUAUUUAUUUAGGUGUGAGCUGUGCAUAGCGUUAUUGGUGAUGACAGAGAGAUUGUCAGAUCGUUAUGCAGGAAGAUGUUCAGUUCUGUUUGGUUAAGAAGUCUUGUAUUUCAAUAAGCUGAGUUUUUAUUUGCAUUUCUUCAUAGUCCUUCACUGCCACACACACGUCACAUGACACUGAACCUUAAAAACCUACUGUACAGACAUGGGUCAAAGUGUUGGUACCCUUUCACAAUAAAUGUCCCCAUAUCGGAUAAUAAAAAAACGCAGCAUUCUCUCAAGUCUUUUUAUAUAUUUUUUGGUUUUAACUUGUAACAACAAUCUAAACAAUAGUCUACUCGUAUCACUAAUUUCUGAGUACCGGCAGUAUUUUUUUUUUUUUGUGAUAAGGCUUUUUUUUUGCUCAUACUGUAACAAACCCAGGGUGAUUUCAACACUUGCAUUGAGAAUCCUUUCAACGAAGUGCGAGGGUGCCAACACUUUCCGCUCCGUCUCUGUCGACAAGUGAAGGGAUCCGUAAUGUCUUUAAUUGAACUUUAUUCUCAGACACAGAGAGACAUGUUGUUCCUGGACACACGCCAGCUCGGAGCAGGACAGUUGUUUACAUACAGUUGACCACUUCACACUAAUGUGUAACGUUGUGGGGACUCGGUGCUGUCAUAUUCUCGUGUCCUGUUAUAUUACCUCGCUGUGAAACUAGAAACAAUCGAUACUUCAUCUAUAUUUAACCAUAAAUGUGGCCUGUUGUGACUUGGGAACCUGCAUUAGAUUCACUUUGUUACUUCCUGACUUUGUAAAGGUUCAGUUCAUGUGUAGUGCAGUGAUAACAUUCCAAACUUCUGGGAAGUUGCUUUUCUUUUCCUUAUUUUGAAGGAUUUUGUUGAUCCACUUCGCUACCUUACUUUUCAUUUCUAUGUCAGUGUGGACCCAGUAGAAUAGGUGAUGGUCUUUUGGAGAUGUUCUGUAAACCCGGUGAGUAAGAGAAGAACUUUAUGAGGAUGGUGCACAAAACCAAAUAAGUCUCUGGCCUCCAUUUUGCUGUAAAUAGAAGGAUUUCUCGACCUCUCUUAAAUCCAUUUGUGCAAUUUCAACGUAACUGUAGCUUCUUUUGUUUGUGUUUGCUGUGGUAAUAAUUAUUUAUGAUAUGUUGUUUAUUUAUGAAGAACUUUAAAACAUUGAAUUUUGCACUAUUGCGAAAUGGAGCAAUACUAUACACCGAAAAAAUAAAAUAAAGAUGUUUCCAGAUGUG